GGCUGCGGCCGGAGGCCCGACCCACCCCGGCCGGGACCCUGGACCCCCGUCCCCCCGAGGCCCCCACCCGAACGCGGCCCCCGGGACCCCUACGCCGGGCCGGGCCAUCCUCCUCGCCGAGCCCCCUCCCGACCCCCCAUCCCGGGCGCGGGGGGUGCCCUGCAUCCGGAUCGCUGGGCAGGGCCGCAGUGCCCGGGGAGCCCGCGGCGACGCCCCCUCCGCAGCCUCAGUUUCCCCGGGCGGUCCUGGCGCAUCCUCGCCCGCCCCUCCCCCGCAGCCGCCGGCACCGGGUUCCCCCCGGCUCAGUCUGCGCCCCCCUCCUCCAGCGCGGCUUUGUCCCCUCCGGCCGCGGCCUGUGGCGCCCGCGGCACCAUGAUCGCGACCAAGGAGAAGAAUAAAACCCCCAAGGACAGCAUGACGCUUCUGCCCUGCUUCUACUUCGUGGAGCUGCCCAUAGUGGCAUCGUCCGUCGUGUCCCUGUACUUCCUGGAGCUGACCGACCUCUUCAAGCCGGCCCAGGUGGGCUUCCAGUGCUACGACCGCACGCUCUCCAUGCCCUACGUGGAGGCCAACGAGGAGCUCGUCCCGCUGCUCAUGCUCCUGAGCCUGGCCUUUGCCGCCCCCGCGGCCUCGAUCAUGCUGGGCGAGGGCCUGCUCUACUGCCUGCAGUCGCGGCUGUGGGGCCCGGGCGGGGCCGAGGGCAGCAUCAGCGCCGGCGGCUGCAGCUUCAACGCCUUCCUGCGGCGCACCGUGCGCUUCGUGGGCGUCCACGUCUUCGGCCUGUGUGCCACGGCCCUGGUGACCGACGUCAUCCAGCUGGCCACCGGCUACCACGCGCCCUUCUUCCUGACGGUCUGUGAGCCCAACUACACGCUGCUGGGCACGCCGUGCGAGGCCAACCCCUAUGUCACGCAGGACAUCUGCUCCGGCCACGACGCCCACGCCAUCCUGUCUGCCCGGAAGACCUUCCCGUCGCAGCACGCCACGCUGUCGGCCUUCGCUGCCGUCUACGUGUCGAUGUACUUCAACUCGGUCAUCUCGGACACCACCAAGCUGGUCAAGCCGGUCCUGGUGUUCGCCUUCGCCAUCGCUGCGGGCAUCUGUGGCCUCACCCAGAUCACCCAGCACCGCAGCCACCCUGGGGACGUCUACGCCGGCUUCCUCAUCGGGGCCGGCAUCGCCGCCUACCUGGCCUGCCACGCGGUGGGCCACUUCCAGGCGCCGCCCUCGGAGAAGCCGGCUGCCCCGGCGGCCGCCAAGGACGCGCUGCGGGCGCUGACGCAGCGGGGCCACGACUCGGUGUACCAGCAGAACAAGUCGGUGAGCACCGAUGAGCUGGGCCCGCCGGGGCGGCUGGAGGGCGUGCCCCGGCCGGUGGGCCGCGAGAAGACCUCGCUGGGCAGCCUGAAGCGGGCCAGCGUGGACGUGGACCUGCUGGCCCCGCGCAGCCCCAUGGGCAAGGAGAGCAUGGUGACCUUCAGCCACACGCUGCCCCGCGUCAGCACACCCUCGCUCGACGACCCCGCCCGCCGACACAUGACCAUCCACGUGCCGCUCGACGCCUCGCGCUCCAAGCAGCUCAUCAGCGAGUGGAAACAGAAGUCGCUGGAGGGCCGCGGCCUGGGGCUGCCCGACGAGGCCAGCCCGGGGCACCUGCGGGCGCCGGCCGAGCCCAUGGCCGAGGAGGAGGAGGAGGAGGAGGAGGAGGAGGAAGAGGAGGAGGAGGAGGAGGAGGAGGAGGAUGGAGAGGAAGGGGGGCCGGCCCCACCCUCGCUCUACCCCACCGUCCAGGCGCGGCCGGGGCUUGGGCCUCGGGUCAUUCUCCCGCCACGGGCCGGGCCGCAGCCGCUGGUGCACAUCCCUGAGGAGGGCGCGCAGGCGGUGGCCGGCCUGUCCCCCAAGAGCAGCGCGGCCGUGCGGGCCAAGUGGCUCAUGAUGGCCGAGAAGAGCGGGGCCGCCGUGGCCGCGGCCCCCGCGCAGCCCCGCGUGGCCAACCCGCCGCGGCUGCUGCAGGUCAUCGCCAUGUCCAAGGCGCCGGGCGGGCCGGGCCCCAAGGCGGCCGAGACGGCCUCAUCCUCCAGCGCCAGCUCUGACUCCUCGCAAUACCGCUCGCCGUCGGACCGCGACUCGGCCAGCAUCGUCACCAUCGACGCGCACGCGCCCCACCACCCCGUGGUCCACCUGUCAGCGGGUAACGGGCCCUGGGAGUGGAAGGCGGCGGGCGGCGGGGCCAAGGGCGCGGAGGGCGAGGGCGGCUACGAGCUGGGGGACCUGGCCCGCGGCUUCCGGGGCGGGCCCAAGCCGCCGGGCUUGUCCCCCGGCUCGUCCAUCAGCGACGUGGACCAGGAGGAGCCGCGGUUCGGGGCCAUGGCCACCGUGAACCUGGCCACGGGCGAGGGGCUGCCCCCGCUGGGCGCGGCCGACGGGGCGCUGGGCCCGGGCAGCCGCGAGUCCACACUGCGGCGCAAAGCGGGCGGCCUGGCGCUGGGUGAGCGCGAGGCCUCGGGCGAGGCGGAGGCGGAGAGCUACUACCGCAAGAUGCAGGCAGCACGAAGGUUCAAGGACUGAGCGCCGGGCUGGGGCGCGGCCGCUGGUCAGGCCCCGGGGAGUGGGGCCG
Messenger RNA from Diceros bicornis minor, 2617 nucleotides. It is a transcript of the gene PLPPR3, whose product is annotated as phospholipid phosphatase related 3. Gene Ontology annotation, molecular function: phosphatidate phosphatase activity. The record is from RefSeq and is a predicted model, not a curated record. Gene Ontology annotation, biological process: phospholipid metabolic process; phospholipid dephosphorylation; signal transduction. Lineage: Eukaryota; Metazoa; Chordata; Mammalia; Perissodactyla; Rhinocerotidae.